Rosa rugosa (rugosa rose) is the source of this 1404-nucleotide messenger RNA. RefSeq lists its product as uncharacterized. Bases 530 to 1045 code for a protein of 171 amino acids. The record is from RefSeq and is a predicted model, not a curated record. The transcript is spliced from 8 exons. NCBI's taxonomy places the organism in Eukaryota, Viridiplantae, Streptophyta, Magnoliopsida, Rosales, Rosaceae.
UCUCUUUCCCCCAUCCGAGAUAUAGAUCUCUACCAUCUGCUACCAGAAUUUGAUUCUUUUUUCCGAUUCCGAUGAGCCCCCUCAUCCCUUGAUGAAGUUGUUCUAUCAUUUUGCUAUUUAGAUUCCUAGGACAUUUAGAGACAGAUCUUAUUGCUGUGAAGAUGGGUUCUCGCAAAGAAAAAGGGACUAUGGGGCAAAGUUGUUGUGGGCCGGGUCGGUUCAGUAACCCGAUCCGACAUAUACGGUGCGGGUCAUAUUUGUAAGCGGGUAUCGCUUGGAGUAUAAAUAGUAAUCUGAAGCUCCCUCCCGCUACUGAUAGAUUCAAAAUUGGGGAUUCUCGUUUCCACAGCGACCGCUCCAGGUAAGCCCUCUCGUUCUCUGCUCUGCUAGGGUUUGUAAGUUCGUAUCGAUUAGAGUGGAUCAAAAUCGGCGAAAUGGUUAUACGCGACUACUACGUUGAAUUUAGGCUGCUUCUCUGUUCGCGGACCUUGAUUGCUUGCUAGAUUUGUGCGGAUCUUGAUCGCUUAGGAUGUCGGGACUGCCGCUUCUUUUGAAUGAAGAGAAUGAGAACAUGGUUGUAUUUCGUGUUCGUCAAAGUGCUAGGGUUAGAUACAGGAAUACUUUUCAGAGAUUGGAGAUCCCAGGCAUCCCCCAAUGGAAUCCUGAACAUCCAGCAGCCAACUCUCAGCCAAUUGAUAUCCCUGGAGCGAGAUUUGGUGAUCAUGUUGAUGUUGAGGUUGGCUCCCCUCCUUCUCUUUGCCACUGCUCACAUUUGGCCGUGGUGGAGCGUUCACUUCAGGUUCUAUUGGCAGCACCGCCUGUUGGAUUCCCUCCCCGUUGCCACUGCUCUCAUUUGGUUGUGACCAAGCGAUCACUUCACGUUGGGGCUGUGUUGGCAGCACCACCUGUUGGAUCCCCUCACUGUUGCCACUGCUCUCAUUUAGUUGUGAUGGAGCGAUCUCUUCAGGCUAUGUUGCCAGCGACACCACCUGUUGGUCCCCAGUACCAAUAUCAGCUUCGCAGAACAAAGUCGGCGUCAUUCUGAAAGUUGUUUUGUCUCUGAAUCCAUCCUACACUCGUCUGAAAGUUGUUUUGUCUCUGAAUCCAUCCUACACUCGUCUAUCAUAAUGGCUUUGUGAAUACACGUUACUCAAAUGAUAUAACUGCACAAAGAAUAUUACUGUUGGCUUUGUGGAAAUGUAGCCUGAGGUACCCUAUCUUGAAUUGUCCAUAAGACUAGAUUUAGACAGAAUUCAACUGUUGGGCUUGUGUCACAUUGAUGAAUUGAUCGAAAGUACCUAUCUGUAUAGUACAUAGUGGUAAUACUUUUUGGCAACCUCUUUGUUUGGUAAUAUUCUGCUGAUGCUUCCCUUCAUAUACUUUACUGUAAUGUUUUAAAGGUUA